CUUUCCGUCCACAAUGCUGCUAGAAUUAAUCAAUAUUCUUUAUUAAGAGCUCUCGUCGAAGAGAACGAGGAAAUAGUGAAUGCUAAGGACGAGGAUGGCCGGACUCCCUUGCAUUGCGCGGCUGCAUCCACUGCAGAUACUCUCGAGAUUGUCAUAUAUCUCCUUUCAAACAAGGCCGAAGUCGAUAGUAAAGACCCCAGCGGAUGGACUCCUCUUCACUGUGCAGUUAGCGCCGGCCAAGAGGCUAUAGUCAGAGAACUCCUCGGUGCUGGUGCGAAUGUGAACGAAAAGACAAGCCAGGGAAUGACUCCAUUACAUUAUGCAGCGUCGAAGAACCAUAUUGAUGUCGGAAGAUUGCUCAUCGAACAUGGUGCUGAUUACAAUUCAAGGAAUAAUGCGAACCAGCUCCCACUACACCGAGCAGCAAGUCCCGGCUCAAUAGGCUUUGUCCAUCUGCUCCUAAACCCUCCCGAAGGCUCCCCUAAACCAAGACUCAAUACGGGUGAUAGAGUUGGAAACACGCCAUUACAUCUUGCAAUGGAAUCCGCCUACGCUGAAGUGGCUGUUAUGCUCAUUGAAGCUGGUGCUGACAGAGAAAGAACGAAUGUUGAUGGCGAGAUGCCUGAGCAACUUGCAGGUGUAGGGGAUCCAGAGCAGCGUCGUGCAAGGGAAUAUGUUCAAGAUAGAUGUGGUCCACCUGGUCUACAUAAUGUAAGAGAGCAAUAGAAUCCGUAUACUAUGUGCUUCCACUGCGUCGAAUAUUGCUAGAACCAGGACUAGGAGAUUGAGGGACGCUAGGACCAACGGCGAGAUCUCCGUUGAUGAUAUCUUGUAUCGAAGUUUCAAGUGCAUCCACACGGGUCGACAUUUGGUUCAUACGCUCCAGAAUCUGGCCCGACAUCUCGUCAAAUUUGGACUCCAGCCGCUCUAAAAGGUUCUCCAC
This is a messenger RNA of Fomitiporia mediterranea MF3/22, 943 nucleotides long. RefSeq names its product ankyrin. Lineage: Eukaryota; Fungi; Basidiomycota; Agaricomycetes; Hymenochaetales; Hymenochaetaceae. Bases 304 to 726 code for a protein of 140 amino acids. The transcript has 13 exons. Gene Ontology annotation, molecular function: protein binding. The record is from RefSeq and is a predicted model, not a curated record. Gene Ontology annotation, cellular component: cytoplasm; nucleus.